AUGCAAGCUCGAGUAGAGUCUUCGUGCGCAUCAAGGUCUCUUGGCGGCACAGUUCAAGGAUCUCGUCAAAUAAUUUGUCGCCGCUUGGCUGUUGUCACAAAGGCGCUUACAGCCCAAGGUGGGGGCUGGAUGUGGGAUGGGAGGAUCAAGAUAAUGCAGGGGGAUGAAGUUGUAGCGUGGCUUGAGGAGCAGAAUAUGGGCAAGAAGGCUGUCGAUGGGCCUGUUCAUAGGAUGGGUGCGACGAGUGUGGGUGGCAAUUCUGAGACAGGUAUGUUGGCAGAGCAUGCUAAGUAA
Molecule: messenger RNA, 294 nt
Organism: Fusarium sp. VM40
Lineage: Eukaryota; Fungi; Ascomycota; Sordariomycetes; Hypocreales; Nectriaceae
Source: the annotation of a GenBank genome assembly